Lotus japonicus is the source of this 1327-nucleotide messenger RNA. Its product is annotated as ABC transporter E family member 2-like. Gene Ontology annotation, biological process: translational termination; ribosomal subunit export from nucleus; translational initiation. The record is from RefSeq and is a predicted model, not a curated record. The transcript is spliced from 5 exons. The coding region runs from base 240 to 1154 and encodes 304 amino acids. Lineage: Eukaryota; Viridiplantae; Streptophyta; Magnoliopsida; Fabales; Fabaceae. Gene Ontology annotation, molecular function: iron ion binding; ATP hydrolysis activity; ribosomal small subunit binding.
AAAAUAAAAUGCAGCCCAUGGUCAUGUGUGUGAAAAGUAAACCCAAACAAAUCCUAAUAUCUCCAUCUCCCUUGCCUUGACGGGUUGAGAAAACCUGAUCAUCUCUCUCUCUCUCUGCGGUGCGGUGGUAGCGAAUCGGAGGUUAUCGAAGCCAGAUCGGAGGUUAUCAAAGCCAGAUCGGAGGUUACCAAAGCCAGAUCGGAGAUUAAGAAGAUCAGAUCAGAUCAGCGUAGAAAAGUAUGGGAAACAACGAUGAGAACCAACAACACAAUAUUACAACAACAGUGAAAGAGGAGGAGGAGGAGGAGGCUCCAGCAGUAUACAACGAUGAGAACCAACAACACAAUAUUACAAUAGUGCAAGAGGAGGAGCAGGCUCCAGCAGUAUACAAAUACCCAAGGAUGACCAAAACUGUAGGCGAUUUCACGCUUUAUGUCAAUGAUGGAGAAUUUACAAAAUCUGAAAUUAUUGUCAUUCAGGGUCUCAAGGGGACAGGAAAGACCACACUUAUUAGGAUGCUGGCUGGUGAAUUGAAGCCUGACUUUGUAGAUGGCAAAAUGCCUCAAUUCAAUGUUUCAUACAUGCCUCAGAACAACAUUAACCCUUUGCCUCCUUCAGCUAUUGUCAGAGACUUGUUUCAUGAUAUUGUUGAUCCCCACUUUGAAUCACAUGUUAUGCAGCCACUUCUUAUCCCUCACUUCAUGGACCAACAAGUUGCCAAUCUUUCUCCUCAACAGUUGCAUAGACUUGAGAUAUGUCUCUGUCUCUUUAAGCCUGCAGAUAUCUAUCUCAUAGAUGAGCCAAGUCAAUAUCUUCCUCAUUUUAAUGACUUUGAUGAUGUUGCCGAUGUCAUUAAGAGCUUUUUUCUUCAUACAAAGAAAGCCGCUGUUGUGGCUGAGUCCUCUGCCUACAUGGCAUUUCUCCUUCAUGACAACAGAGUUAUUCUUUGUGAUGGUAAACCCUCAAUUUGCUGUGUUGCAACUAGUCCACAUGAAAUGUUCUUCAAUCUUGUUGGGAUACUGGCAUCAGAUUUAGAAGCGAUCGAAGCUGAUCCAUCAAGGAACAAACCUGAUAAAUUCGGGCUGGUUAUUACUCGCAUUCCAGAUUUCGUAUCAAAUCUAGUCACUGAAAGUGCAUCAGUUUUACAGACUUAGCUUGGAAAUAUCGUAGUUAAAUUUAAUAUUGCUGGGCUGCAUUUGUUUUACAGACUUCUUUUAUUUUCCUGCUAUUGCUGCAUCAACUCCCAAUAGACAAGUUGUGGUUUGUAAUGUCUUCCUUUCUAUUUUGCUUUCCUGGAAAUGUUGAGCCCAUUUCGUUGCUUCAAAAA